AUGCAUUUGUUCAAAAAGAUUUCACAUCAAAAAGCGACGCCACGUCUUCUUGCACGUGAAACUUCACAAGAUCAUAAAGACGACCAUCCCGCGUCAAGUAGAGAUAGUGAUGCAAUAAAACCUAGCACUGGCGAGGAAGCUGAUGAUGGUCCAAAGCGCUUUAUACAUCUUCCUAAUGAGCUGCAGAUGACAAUUUUACAAUAUUUGUCAUAUGACGACAUUGCCAAAAUAAGGAGGACUUGCAAAUUACUGAACACACUAUGCUCCUAUUUGCUUAAUAGAGGUUUUCAACAGUUAGGAAUUGAUAUAGAUAGGGAGAAGUUGCGAAUCAAAAGAGAAUUACCCAGAAGAGAAUCAAUGAGGAGGUCUCACCGACUUUCAAGACUUAAUGAUGCCUACGCCGGUUUGGAUACACGAUUUUCCAUCAUGGCCAUGACCUAUAGAAAAUUCAUUGAUAUGAAGGUCACCUGUUUCAUACCAGGAAAGGUCCUCGACGAAUUCUUCCGGAUAAUUGAUAUUCUAAAGAAGUCACACGAUAAAGGAGGAACGCUGGCUAUAGACAUCCAUGAGCUUCUAAAAGAUUUGAGGGACUUGUCCAGCAUGGCAAUGGAACAUUUCGAGGAGCAUGUGCAACCUUCGCUCAGCACUAGUACAACUGGGUCCCUGUCUUCGACGUACUUCAUGUCCGUACAUCCAUUACUGCGUCCUUCAAUACAGACGCCAUCGUCACUGAGCUGUGAGUGGCGCAAAAACGUUACGGAUAAAUUGGCCCAACAAGACAAAAUCAUUCGUAAACAAAGUGCUGAGAUAAUAUCCCUCAAAUCUUGUAUACGACAACUGGUUCUGGUGUGCACACAGCUAACCGAUCCAGUCUCGCAGAAAGGAAUGGACGACAUUUUAGAAGGGGUACUUGAUACAGUGUCCAUGGAUAGAUCACCCGCAUGUCAAGUGAGCACGCAGGAACCUUCAACUUCUAGCAGUGAUGUGAGAGGAGAUUCACUUAGGAGAUGUUACAAGCGAAUCCACGGAAGACAACACUCACAUGAAUCCUGCGCAAGGAAAAGGCCAAGGUCCGAUGACUCCGCAGAUGAAGAUCGAACGCUUGAAAGGCUGGUCUAG
Messenger RNA from Ostertagia ostertagi, 1119 nucleotides. Lineage: Eukaryota; Metazoa; Nematoda; Chromadorea; Rhabditida; Trichostrongylidae. The record is from the annotation of a GenBank genome assembly.